Molecule: messenger RNA, 1960 nt
Organism: Mucor mucedo
Lineage: Eukaryota; Fungi; Mucoromycota; Mucoromycetes; Mucorales; Mucoraceae
Product: T-complex protein 1 subunit alpha
Exons: 5
Coding region: 236-1903 (555 amino acids)
Biological process (GO): protein folding
Cellular component (GO): chaperonin-containing T-complex
Molecular function (GO): ATP hydrolysis activity; ATP-dependent protein folding chaperone; ATP binding
Source: RefSeq, a predicted model, not a curated record
UGCAAACAUUCAAAUUCAUCAUUUUACCUGUCAUUGAAUCAAUUUAAGACGUGCUUAUGAAAAUCUUGCAUGUAGAGUCACUGGCAUGGAGAGAGGUGGCUCUGUGUAAAAUUUCCAAUCAUGCACAAACACGGAGUUUGCUGUCAAAAAAAAGAAAAAAGAAAAAAAAAAGUCACUUAUUUUAGUUUGUUUUUCUGGUUCAUACCCACUCUUUUCACUUUUAUUUUAUUACACAAUGUACCAAACAGACCCACAAAGUUCAAACUUAUUCUUGGGUGGUGAGAGAACAACCGGUCAAGAUGUCCGCUCGAGCAAUGUGCUUGCUGCUGCUUCUAUUGCCAAUAUCGUUAAAAGCUCGUUAGGCCCUGUCGGUCUCGAUAAAAUGCUAGUGGAUGAAAUUGGGGAUGUCACCAUUAGCAAUGAUGGAGCUACUAUUUUGCAAUUACUCGAAGUUGAACAUCCUGCUGGAAAGGUGCUUGUAGAACUUGCUCACCAACAAGACCGAGAAGUUGGUGACGGAACAACAUCAGUAGUAAUUAUUGCAGCUGAAUUAUUAAAACGAGCCAACGAACUUGUCAAAAACAAGAUCCAUCCUACCACAAUCAUUACUGGAUAUCGUUUAGCUUCCAAAGUGGCAUGUAAAUUUAUUGUGGAUCAAAUGGCCGUCAGUGUUGACUCGUUGGGUAAAGAAUGUUUGGUUAACGCAGCAAAGACUUCCAUGAGUAGUAAAAUUAUCGGAAGUGAUUCCGAGUUCUUUGCUAAUCUUGCAGUGGAGUCUAUGUUAGCUGUUAAAUCAACAAAUCAUCGGGGCCAAGCUAAAUACCCUGUUAAAGCGGUAAAUAUUUUAAAAGCACACGGUAAAUCCGGUCUUGAUUCAACCUUUGUACGUGGGUAUGCCUUAAACUGUACCGUCGCUUCUCAAGCAAUGAAGAAAUGUGUCAAGAACGCCAAAAUUGCUUGUUUGGAUAUGAAUUUACAAAAGGCACGUAUGCAUCUUGGUGUCAAUAUUGUGGUGGAUGAUCCAGAUAAAUUGGAGGAUAUCAGAAAGCGGGAAAUUGAAAUUACAACCGAGCGUAUUCAAAAAAUUUUAGCGACAGGAGCCAACGUCAUUCUGACGACGAAGGGAAUUGAUGAUUUAUGUCUCAAGCUUUUUAUUGAAGCUGGUGCUAUAGCCGUUCGUCGUUGUAAGAAGGAUGAUUUGAAACGUAUCGCCAAAGCUACUGGCGCUACACUUAUUUCCUCUUUAGCCAAUUUGGAAGGAGAAGAGACAUUUGAAUCUGGAUCACUUGGUCAAGCCGAUGAAGUUGUUCAGGAACGUAUCUCAGACGAUGAAUGUCUUUUAGUGAAAGGAACAAAGAUACAAAACUCAGCAUCCAUCAUUUUACGUGGUGCCAAUGAUUAUAUGCUGGAUGAAAUGGAAAGAUCUUUACAUGAUGCUCUUUGUGUCGUAAAACGUACUUUGGAAAGUAACAGUGUUGUGCCUGGAGGUGGAUCUGUUGAAUCAGCACUUAGUAUCUAUCUGGAAAAUUUCGCCACCAGUGUAGCAUCCCGUGAGCAAUUGGCAAUUGCCGAAUAUGCAAAUGCUCUUUUAGUGAUUCCCAAGACUUUAGCUGUCAAUGCUGCAAAGGAUUCAACUGAGCUAGUAGCUAAACUUCGUGCUUAUCAUAAUGCUGCUUUAAAGGAUGGCGCCAAUGAUCGUAUGCGCGCUUUAAAAUAUUACGGAUUGGAACUAAUGAAUGGAACUGUCCGUGAUAAUUUAAACGCUGGUGUCUUGGAACCUACAAUGUCCAAAAUUAAGUCUCUUAAAAGUGCGACAGAGGCCGCCAUCUCAAUUUUGAGAAUUGAUGACAUGAUCAAGGUCGCUCCACCACCACCUGCUCAAGAUGAUGGACAUGGUCACUAAACUUGUAUCUAUUAAUUGAUUAAUAAACUAAAAGUGAAUACUUAUUAAUGAACUUUA